AUGGCAGCACACCAGCUUGCAAAGGUGGCUGCAGUGAUGGUAGAAGAUGUCUAUGAGGCUGUCUCGAAGAAAGAGAACUUUACACUCGAGUUAAAAAGUCGACCAGUAGAAAGAAUCGCGAUAGGACCUUGCAAUUAUAUUCAUCUGGUUCAAUUCUUUAAUCCAAAAGGAGGAUAUGGUAGAGGUCAUUACGGAAAGGCUCAGGAAGACAUGGGAGAUAUGGAAUAUCAGGGGAGUAAUUCUCAUCAGCCUUUUAUUGCAAAUCACUCUAUUUUUGGGUGCUCCAUGAGAAAACGCACAGGAAAUAGGUUGGUCAUUCUGCUAGUCUGGUCAUCCUACUUUCUAGCUGAAUGGGCAGCUAGCUUUGCUCUCGGGCUCAUCACCAGCACCCAAAGUUCUAAGCACGGUGAAAAUAGUGAUGUCUAUGCAUUUUGGGCUUCAUUCCUGCUGUUACAUCAUGGUGGUCCAAACACCAUAAGUACUUUCGAGGAAAAUGAGCUCUGGCUAAGACACCUUGUUUCCUUAAUAAACCAAGUUGGCUUCACGUUUUAUGUCCUCCUCCAAACACUACCGAAAAACAACCUAUGGCUCCCAACUUCCCUCAAUUUCUUUGUAGGAAUCAUCAAAUAUGUUGAACGGACGCGCUCUUUAUAUCUUCAAUUAGCUAGAAUUCAUGCAACAACGUCACAAAUAAAAGAUACUAUUAUUAAAGAAUCGAAGUCCGCCUUCUAUUGUAUUCUCUAUCUACCGGACAACCGGCAAUUAGAUGACUUUGAUGUGGUGAAAUAUGGUUACCACUUCUUCAAAAUCUUCAAGGGACUCAUUGUUGAUCUCGUUAGCCACAAGGAUCUACAGGAGAGCAGGGUAUGUUUUACUGGGAGAACUCCUGAAGAUGCGCUUGAAGUGUUGGAGGUUGAACUCAAUUUCAUCUACGAAAUUCUUUAUACCAAGUUAUUUGCAGUGCAUAAUCGCAGAGGAUACUUUUUCCGCCUCCUUACCUUUGCUUCAGUUUUGGUGUCCCUUGGGAUCUUCUUUUUUCUAGACUGCAAGAAUGGUUUAAAUAAUUUUGAUAUUCGAGUUACCUACAUCCUGCUGCUCGUUGCCUUGAGCCUGGAGGCAAUAGCAAUCUUCAAGCUCAUUUUCUCGGAUUGGACUGUAGCUUCUCUCGACAAGACAAAUGCAAAUUCAUUUGUCCUGACCAUCUUUGAAAGAUAUCUCAAAUUUAAAAGAUCAAGGUGGUCUAGACCUCCAUGCAAGGGCAUGAAGCCAAAUACAAAUCCAAUUGUACUCUGGACCGUCUUCAGUAGAUAUGUCAAAUUUAGGAGUCCAAGGGGCUCUACAUGUAGCAAGGAUGACUCUGGCAACAAGUUUUCAAAGAGAGCUACAUCAGCAUUACUUCGCAGGUGGUCUGAAUCAGUGGCAGGAUUUAAUUUGAUAACAUACUGCCUCGAGCAACUUUCGAAAAAAUCUAAUGAAGAAAAUGAUCAGUGGUGCCUUGGCAUUUAUAAGAAGACUACUCAUUUGUUGCAUCAUCAUGUACGCAAAUAUGUGGUUGAACCAUUGGGUGCUCAGCAAUUUCUAGAUGAGUUGAAAUAUGCGCCCAAAGACCCCUUAAGAGAAGAUCUAUGGAAAUUUAUCUUUGACGAACUGUUGCAGAAAUCUAAAGAAGCAGAUCAACCAGAACAUAUCAAGAAAAUAAGUUCAGCUAGAGGUGCUUACGUUCUCAAAGAAUAUUGCAAAAAAAAUCUCGGAGGAAAAGUAGUACUUUUUGAAACACUAAAAACAGAUUAUAUUGAAAAUGUUACCUUUGACGAGAGCCUUCUGCUUUGGCACAUUGCUACUGAACUCUGCUAUCAUGGAAGUGAAAUCGAUCACGAGACAAAAGCUCAACCUGAUGAACAAGAACUCGGCUAUAAUGGAAGUCAAGUCGAUCAUAAAUUCAUCAGUAAGCUCAUUUCAGAAUACAUGCUAUAUUUUUUAGUGAUGAAACCUACUAUGAUGUCUGAUGUGGCAAGCAUUAGCGAUAUUAGAUAUAGAGAUACAUGUGCUGAGGCUAAAAGAUUCUUUAGAAAAAUGGGACUAGGACCAAAGAAUAAGGAAGAGGACGCUUGUGAAAACCUCCUCGCAGUGAAUACAGAUGUUAAACCUAUUUAUAUAAAGGGAGAUAAAAGCAAGUCUAUAUUGUUUGAUGCAUGCAUCCUCGCCAAAGAGCUACAAAAAUUGGAGGGGAUCGAGAAAUGGAAGGUAAUCAGCAAAGUGUGGGUGGAGAUGUUGUCAUACGCAUCAAAUCAUUGUAGACUAGACGCUCAUGCUCAACAAGUAAGUAGAGGUGGACAUCUUAUUAGUCUUGUUUGGUUGCUGAUGGCUCAUUUUGGCCUUGUUGAUCAAUACGUAUUCACUGCCGACUAUGGCGAUGCAAAAUUGAUUGUGGAAAAGUAG
Messenger RNA from Carya illinoinensis, 2439 nucleotides. RefSeq lists its product as uncharacterized. Bases 1 to 2439 code for a protein of 812 amino acids. The record is from RefSeq and is a predicted model, not a curated record. The transcript has 3 exons. NCBI's taxonomy places the organism in Eukaryota, Viridiplantae, Streptophyta, Magnoliopsida, Fagales, Juglandaceae.